This is a messenger RNA of Neltuma alba, 1249 nucleotides long. Its product is annotated as O-acyltransferase WSD1-like. Gene Ontology annotation, molecular function: diacylglycerol O-acyltransferase activity. Gene Ontology annotation, biological process: triglyceride biosynthetic process. Gene Ontology annotation, cellular component: plasma membrane. The transcript has 4 exons. The record is from RefSeq and is a predicted model, not a curated record. Bases 66 to 956 code for a protein of 296 amino acids. Lineage: Eukaryota; Viridiplantae; Streptophyta; Magnoliopsida; Fabales; Fabaceae.
GAUGGGAACGAGUUGGAGUGAAGCUGGAGGACCAUAUUGCCGAACCAACAAUUUCUUGGGAGGCCAUGUCAAAGGAUGGAUAUGCCAAAUGCUUUAGUGAAUAUUUAUCAAAGAUCUCGUUGGAGGAUCUAACUCGUUCCAAGCCAUUAUGGGAAGUUCAUGUGAUCAAACACUCCACUACCACUGUAGUUUUUAAAGUUCAUCACUCCGUUGGAGAUGGCUACGCUCUCAUGGGUGUUCUUCUCUCUUGUCUGGAAAGAGCUGAUGAUCCCUCUCUCCCUGUGACUUUUCCUUCACUCAAAUCGUCAAAAAUGGAGCCUGAAAGCCGAAACUUGUUCGGGAGAAUUCCCCGCUUCUUAUCCUCUAUCUUCUCUUCUGCAACAUAUUUUGGGUGGAGCUUGCUCAAAAGUACUUUGGUUGAAGAUGAUAAAACACCAAUAAGGUCUGGAAAUAGAUCAGUCGAGCUUCAACCUGCUGCCAUGUUCAAUGUCAAAUUUCCAAUGAACCGUAUUAAAGAAAUGAAGUCCAAGCUUGAAGUGACAGUAAAUGAUGUGAUCACGGGAAUAAUUUCCCUCGGGAUCCGGUUAUACAUGCAAGACGUCGAUCAUUCUUCAAGCACAAAAAAUAGCACCCUUCUGCUAAUACUUAAUACAAGAAAUGUUCAAAGUUACCAGGCAGCCAAAAAUAUGAAAGAGGCUAAAGGGGAGGGUACUUGGGGGAACAAAUUCUCCUUCAUGCAUGUAGCAAUUCCAAAAUUGAAUGACGCCCAAAGUUCAGAUCCACUUCAAUUUGUUAGGAAAGUUCAUCAUACAAUGAAGAAGAGAAACUUUUUAGUUUAUUUACUCCAUGGCACGCUUGUGCAGAUGAAGCAUCGACUCAAAGGCGCUGAGGGAGCGGCUAAACACUUGCACAAGACAUUGAGAAACUCAAGUUGUUUCAUAACGAACAUGGUUUGACCGUUGGAUCAGUUGGCUGUGGCUAAUUAUCCAAUAAAAGACUUUUACUUUACUGGGUCUGGCAUGCCUCAGAGUCUGUUUAUUACCAUAAUAAGCUACAUGGGAACGUUAAGAGUGACAGGUAGAGUGGAAGAAGGAUUCAUAGAUGUGAAGAAAUUGGAGUCGUACGUGAAUGAUGCCUUUCACAUAAUACACAAAGCAGCGCUGGAGAUUCCUGCAGACAAAACCAAAUUCUGAAAAUUAAAUCCUCAUGAACUGAGAAGAAUUAUAAGUGGGAGUGCAAUGUGUUUAUG